Molecule: messenger RNA, 1448 nt
Organism: Klebsormidium nitens
Lineage: Eukaryota; Viridiplantae; Streptophyta; Klebsormidiophyceae; Klebsormidiales; Klebsormidiaceae
Source: the annotation of a GenBank genome assembly
UUACACAGCUCUCCAGCAUUCUGGCGCUCAGCGUACCUUGCCGCUCUCAGCUAUAUUAGUGCUUUCUGUGCCUGCUUUCUGCGCUCAGCCUCCGCGUCGAGGUUAGCGUUGACUGGCGCUCAGCGCUUGACGCCUGCAGUCCAGCGCCGCCAGCUGCAGUUUGCUAGUAGUGCAGCGUGGCAGCGGGCAUUGAGUUUGGGAGCACCAUGGCGCUCUGCGCUGCUCCCACGCAGACGCAGGCACCACAGCAGGCGGCCGCAAGCGGCAGGCGCCUCCAGGUCAUGAUGAUGGGCGUGCUCUUCCAGUGCAUGGCCGUCACGGUGGCCCUGCUGGUCGCCUGCCUCACUUUCGUCAUCGAGGCUGUCAGCCUCCUCCAGCAGAGCUCCAGCCAGGAGCCUCUCGUGGAGGUUGCAGCACCUGAGGUUCUGGAGGAGGAGAGCGCGCUGCACGCAGCUGCCCUCUCAGUUGCGCAGAGCGAUGACGGCCCCGUCACCUGGCACGCCAAUGCCAUCGCAUCUGAGGUGACGUGGAGCCUGAAUCCUCUGGCGCUCGACAUGGACGCGGUGGCCUUCUUCGACCUGGGCUGCGGGGACCUCACUGAUCUGGAGACGAUGACAUCUUUCUCCGAGCGUCCCCCCUCCCCAAAGCCCAGGUCGAUGAGGCGGUCCAUGCUGACCAUCAGCAUCCCCGAGCGGUCCGAGAGCUCCCUGGUCCUCGACGAACAUAUUGCUUGCGAGGAGCUCCGGCCGCGCACCCCGGCUCCGCUGGUCCCGCUGACCCCCUCAGAGGUCAACGCGCGCGCGUCCCCCUCGCCUCGUCCCCUCCAGGCUAUCUUGCUUAAGGCGAGCGAGGGGCCGCGCAGCGACCAGACGGGCCGGGACGAUACCCCAAGGGACGCUGCUCCUCCGAGGCGUGCGAAGGCUUCGUCGCGUCCUGGGAGGAGCAGGUCAAAGCGGCCGGCGGGCUGGAGACCGGCACUGGUUAUCUUCACCCCCGCGCCGGUCGCUGGCCAGAGCAGGCCGUCCGCAGGAUUGAGGAACCGGAGAAGGCUGUCCGACGCUGCUGCCCACCCUCGAGCAUAUCAGAAGCAGCAGCUGUGGUCGGCCCUCUCCGCUGCGCGCGCCACUCCCGGAACCCCGUCCCCGAAGGCAUCCGAUACGGGGAGCGGCCGCGACAGCAGUAGGUUGCGCGCAGCACGGGUGCUCGCACGGCAGGCAGCGGCUGCCGAGCGGCACGUGUCUCUGCAGUGUAGGUAUAGAAGAGCCCAGGCCUCGUAGAUGAGAUUGAUAUUUUUCGGCAAAUUGCUAAAUUGCACCGCUUGUAUAUCAGGCCUAACGGCCACGAGUUGACAGAUUGACAGACAUACUCAGGAGGUAUAGGAUUGAGGCCUGGGCUCUUUAGAAAAGACACUAAAACAUUCUUUUAUUCUUUACAUUGCUAGCUGCGCG